Nerophis lumbriciformis (worm pipefish) is the source of this 459-nucleotide messenger RNA. The record is from RefSeq and is a predicted model, not a curated record. Lineage: Eukaryota; Metazoa; Chordata; Actinopteri; Syngnathiformes; Syngnathidae.
AUGCCGAAGUUUUACUGUGACUACUGUGACACCUACCUGACACAUGAUUCGCCGUCGGUGAGGAAGACACACUGUAGUGGGAGAAAACACAAAGAAAAUGUGAAGGACUACUACCAGAAAUGGAUGGAGGAGCAAGCGCAGAGCUUAAUCGAUAAAACUACGGCUGCUUUUCAACAAGGCAAAAUCCCACCCACGCCAUUCGCAGGUGGCCCCCCUCCUGGUAAGUCUGCAUGCAGUGGUCCUCCACGUCCAGGCAUGCUGCCCACACCUCCCAUGCCAGGUCCACCCAUGAUGCCGAUGAUGGGACCCCCACCUCACGGAAUGAUGCCUGGCGGACCCGGAAUGCGGCCACCAAUGGGAGCACCCAUGCAGAUGAUGCCGGGACCGCCUCACAUGAUGCGCCAUCCGCGACCCAUGAUGAUGCCAGUCAGGCCGGGCAUGAUGAGACCUGACAGAUAA